This is a messenger RNA of Iphiclides podalirius (scarce swallowtail), 1293 nucleotides long. The record is from the annotation of a GenBank genome assembly. Lineage: Eukaryota; Metazoa; Arthropoda; Insecta; Lepidoptera; Papilionidae.
AUGGAAGUCAAAAAUCCAUCCGACUUAGAUGUAGGCGAAAGUUGUAAUAUCAAUGGCAAUUGUACACCGCUAUCUAAGAAACACUCCGUUGACUUGAAUCACACCAAAAAUAUUGAUGACAUAUCUACGCCUUCCGAGUUAAAAUUCGACGAAGAUUUUGAAUUCGAGGAUCCUGAUGUGACGGCAAAGCGAAAAGAAAUGGAAAAAUGUCUUGACAAUCCCGACCUGGUAAAUGUAGAAGAGUGGCAGGGCUUUGCAAAAAGCAGGGGAGGUUUAAUAGCUGAUGAAUACAGAAGAAGAAUAUGGCCAUUGUUGGUUGGUGUGACAAGAGAUGAGAUGACUGACCCUCCCUCACUUGAUGAACUGUCUACACACGUUGAAUAUAAUCAAGUGGUGCUAGAUGUGAACCGUUCCCUGAAACGGUUUCCACCAGGCAUUCCAUAUGAACAGAGAGUAGCUUUGCAGGAUCAAUUGACGGUGCUUAUACUUCGGGUUAUCAUAAAAUACCCCCACUUGAAAUAUUAUCAGGGCUACCAUGACGUGGCAAUCACUCUGCUGCUGGUUUGCGGGGAUCGGGCAUCGUUUCCUCUUCUAUGCAGGUUGUCGUAUGGCCCGAAGGCUCCCUUGGCCCCUUUCAUGCAGACAACAAUGCAACCGACGCAGCACCUGCUCAAUUACAUGCUACCAGUUCUACGGCGUGCCGACGACAAGCUAGCGGAUUGCUUGGAUAAGGCUGGCGUGGGCACGAUGUUCGCGCUGCCGUGGUACCUCACCUGGUUCGGGCACAGCCUGAACCGCUACUCGGACGUGGUGCGCCUCUACGACUACUUCCUCUGCGCCCCGCCCCUCUUCCCGGUGUACGUGACGGCCGCCCUGGUGCUGCACCGGGCGCCCGACGUCCACGCCUGCGACUGCGACAUGGCGAUGAUGCACUGCCUCCUGUCCAGGUUACCAGAUGACUUGCCAUUUGAAGACAUUCUGGUGACAGCGGAAAAACUAUACAACGAAAACGACCCAACUGAUCUCGAAGAUGAGGUCGCUGCUUUGGAGAGGAAAGAGGAAGAGCAACGGCGAUUGGACGAGGAGCGCCUCCGGCAGCGUCGCGUAGAGCGGGCAGGCCGCAAUCGGGCGGCGGGUGGAGCCCUAUCGCGCCUGCGGAGGCUCCUCCCGCGCGGGCCGCUCGCCCGGGGCGCCGCCCUCGCCGCGGCCGCAGCCCUCAUCGCCGUCUACGCCUACUACCGGCCCGACCUCUUCUCCAGAAAACGCGCGGAAGGUCCAGACUUUGAUGGGUUC